This is a messenger RNA of Didymosphaeria variabile, 3126 nucleotides long. RefSeq lists its product as uncharacterized. The coding region runs from base 1 to 3126 and encodes 1041 amino acids. Gene Ontology annotation, cellular component: TSC1-TSC2 complex. The transcript is spliced from 3 exons. The record is from RefSeq and is a predicted model, not a curated record. Lineage: Eukaryota; Fungi; Ascomycota; Dothideomycetes; Pleosporales; Didymosphaeriaceae. Gene Ontology annotation, biological process: negative regulation of TOR signaling; regulation of cell cycle.
AUGGCUGGGUUUGGGACGAUGCGCGAGACGCUCAAGGCGCUCAAUACCACCUUCGCUGCCCCGGCAGCUCCGUACCCCCUUCCCGAAGAGCUCCGCGAUACAAUCGCCCGCUUCCUCGAAAAGUAUGAUGAUAUCGACGAUACCGAUUCGCAGCGCUUCCACGAUGACCUGCUGCCUCUCUACAACAAGCAUGUCGCCAACAAUCCUGAGAAUCUCGGACCGUUCCUUAGCGUUCUGCGAGCUGUUCGGCCUGCGCUCACGGGGGAGGCACGGUUAGGUGAGUGGUGGGACCUUGUGCUCAAGCCCACAAUCGACAGUGUCGGGCACAAGAAACAUGAGCUUGAAGAGGCAAAGGAGCUGUUACUGAGCUUCCUGGUAUAUGAAGUACACGAUGACAAAGAUAAGGACAAGGAGUGCGCGCGGCUGUCGGAUCUGUUCCUGCGGAAGACGUUAGACGUGUAUCUCGCGCGGACCAAGGUCCCUUCAGAGACUGAGGAUAUUAUCUCUCCGGAAGACGACUACAUAUCGAACGAGGUCGAAUCGGUAUUGGUUGCAUUCGGACGAAAGCAACCGAAAGAGCUGCUCCUCGCCGUCGACGAGCUCUUCGUCCAGAAACGGUAUCGCACCCAAGCCCUUAUUCUGCUCAAUGCCUUCGUCCGGCUGCAAACUCCUCAUCUCCACGUGGUCCUCGAGACCCAGCUCAUACAGCAUCUCGAAAAAUGCUUGCUCAUCGACACAUCCGCCAGCGCCGUUGGCCAGGCCCUGGUAGUACUCAUCAUGUUCCUGCCACACAUCACUUCAGCACUUACGUCCGAUCACCAUCUUCCACGGCUGUUCCUCAUUUACAGCAGGCUGAUAUGUUGGGACAAGUUCGGCAGCUCUAGCGAUGCAACAGACACUGAAUCCGCAUACGAAGACGACGUCUCGGACAGCUCAGAUGAGGAGGACUCCGACCCGGCAUGGGAACAGCUGCAACACUCUGCUCAGCCUCCCGACACAUCUCCACCUACUGCACUGCUACACUACUUCACUUUCCUCUACGGGCUCUUCCCGCUGAACUUCAUGAGCUUCGUUCGGAAACCCAGGAAGCUGCUAAAGUCCAUGAACUUUCCUGGUGCGGAUGACUUUGACCUAGACCCUGAUCUACUUCACAGUAGGACAGAGCCCUAUCGACGAGUCCAUCUGUUGCAUCCAAAUAUGUUCUCAACGACCAUUGAAGAUGAAUUGACGGAAAACAGAUGGCUCGACAGCGAUCCUGCUGACGUAGUCAUGGAGUGUAUGGAAUUAUGUGUGGCUGUGUCAACUACUCUUGAUGACCCUGGACCACCUCCCACUUCCAAACUGCCCGAUCUGCCUGUACCGCCUAUUCCUGAGACAGAAUUUGCCCUCGAUGACGGCAUCACUGUACAUGAUUCGACGGCUAGUUGGAGGAACACUCAAUCAACGAUGGUUGCGUCUUCCGCGACCAGCCAACCCGACAUUCCCGACAGCUUCGAGCUCCCAGAGAACGCUAAGGCGGUCACUUCGGCCUCGCCACUGUUGCAAUGUAAAGACGUGAUCGAGUCGCCAACACUUCCACCAACGAAGGAGGCACCGAGAAAACAGAGCUUUCUCUCCGCACCAUCCGCCGCUCCACAGCGCCUUACUUUACAUACCGCCAGCGCCAAUAACUUUGCGCAAACCAUUAGUGUGGCAGGUUCUCCCACGCAGUCAGAAUUCAAGAAUCUAAGCAUGGCUGCAUUGCAGAGAGAGAUAAUGCUCCUACGGAACGAUCUCAACUUCGAACGAUAUCUCAAGGCUCAGCACAUAGCACACAUUGGGCAGAUGCAAAGAAAGCAUAUCAAGGAAGCCACUGCCGAAGCCGACACCCAGAAUCUUAUCAAUACGAACAAAACUCUCAAGGCUAAGCUCGCUAAGAUGAACGAGCAGUAUGCCCAGCUGAAGAAGGAAACACUCACUCGUCGAAACCAGACACAGAACUGGGAACGCGAACUUACCGGCAAAGUAAAGUCAUAUAGGGAAGACAGCAAAUCACGACACGAUGCAGAAGAAACUUUGCGCUUUGAGCUCAGGAAGGUGCAGACAGAUUUUGAGCACCUAAAGAAAAUUGUCGAAAUUGCUGAGGCCAAGGAAUUGCGCGCCAAGCAGCGUACUGAGGCUCUCGAGUUCGAGCUAGAGGACUAUGGCAAUAUGCAAAAGGAGCUUGAAGCUGCCCAAGAGAAGAUUGCGGAGUAUGAGAGCCAGAGUAAAGACCUGAACUCUCUCAUCCAGCAGCGUAACGAGUUGCGCAAUGAUCUCGAGCUUACUCAUAUGCGGUUGAACAGCCGGGAGCUGGAGCGUGAACGAGCCAUCAAAGCAUACGAACGAAGGAUCAUGGAACUCGAAUCACGGUUACAGUCCGCAGAAAAAAGCGCCAUCAAGCCGGGUCAACUUCCACCAUCCAUGCAACAGAUGGUAGACUCGGUCAUCGCUCAGAACAACUCCAAAAUGGCCAACAUGAAGAAGAUGUAUCAGCGUUUGCAAGAGCAGAAGAUGGAGCUCGAAAUGGAAUAUCACGAGCUUAGGGGCGAGCAUCAAGCUCUUGUCGGACGCCUGCGUCAUGAUGAUGGGGUAGAUACUAAUGACCGUGAGAGGGACGCGCUUAGUCGCAACUUCAGCGCUCGCUCCAGUGGCAUGUACGAUUCCAGGCUCCUUCCUCCACUGACAUCGGACAUCUCUCCGGGCUACGAUGGCUACGGCCAACACCUGUCACCGACAUCUCCGACUAGCCCUUCUUUCGCUGCGCCUCCGCGACAGCCACGGUUGGACUCCCUAGCGCGUUCACAUGUGCAGAACUACGGACAUGACUUUUCGGGACCCUAUGAGCAGUCCCUCAAUGCUCUUUUCGAGAACCAGAAUGCUGCGGUGCCAGGUCAAUCAAGCGGGCAGAGUGAGCAUUCCGCAGAGACGAGUAGCAGCAAGGGUGAAAAGAGAGAUCGAGCAGCUGCGAAGCCGGAUCCUCGACCUUUUUACGGCGGUCGCGGCGGCGCACAGAACUUCUCGAGCAAAAAGAAGGAAACGAAAGAUCCCAAAAAGGCGGCGGAAAAGAAGACUGGAGGCUUCCGUGGCCUGCGGAACAUCGUGUGA